CAGCCAUUGGUCCUAUCAGUCAGAUUCGUUGCCCACCAUUCUUGCCGCUCCAUUCGAGUCGAACGCAUCGGCGGCGCUCUGCACGAGAACUGACUUGUGCUCCCUUCCUCGCCACAAGUCCCGUGGUCUUCACCGUCACCACCUAUACCGCCACAGCUCGAUCGCAACAUGACAAAAACGGCGUGGUUGGGCGUACUGCUUGCGCUUACCACCGCCCUGCCCGGGUCGUUUUCCUGCCUGGAGGUCGAGCGGGACUGCACCCUUGACAUGCACUGCUGCCAGGGGAUGACCUGCAAGAAGGAUGCCGGCUCCGUGUACGGAAAGUGCCGUUCUGGUGCAAGUGGUUCUGACAGUGAGAAGUACGUCGCGGAGUUUUGGCAGCACAGUGGCCCCGGUGGCAACGGGCUUGUGGUCACGGCCAAUGCCCAUAAUCUUGGCCAAUGCCAGGGCUUCUCUGGACACUUCGAGUAUCUCAACGGCGAGGUGUCAGGACUCAAAUGGUCUGACAACGUCGUCCUGGUGGUCUACGACGCGGUCAACUGCGGUGGCAGCAGCUUGGUUGUAUACUCUUCGGGCCCGCACAAGAUGAGGAAAAGUGACGGGAUGACGGAGGACAGCGCCUUCCUGGCAGGCGUCGUGGCCAACCUGGAGACUGUGUGCCUGAGGGACCGUUGCGGAUACACCAGCACUUCAAACAGCGUAUCCUACAACGUUGAUGGCAGCGUGGGCUUUAACGUUGGGUUUUUCUCAGCCGGCGUCGGUGGCGGCCGCGGCGAGUCGUGGGGAAAGGACACGGCGUGGGACCGGUGCGAGUGCACCAGGACCUGGAACGAUGACAUCAGGUCCUUCCGGAUGUUCCGCAGAAAUAUAGGGACGAGCAAGGAUGUUCGUCGCCGUCGAAGGGAGAUUCCUCGUAAAAAUCUUUCCCCGGCUGAGCAAUAACGAAGCAAACAUCCAACCUAACACAUUAUCAACACACUCUAUAUCGGAAUACUUAAUCUCGGGGAUGCGAUACAACGGAAACGCGACGGCCGAGCGGGUAGGUUAAAGUGAACACAUUUGUUUUUUUAUUGCGAACCGGCCGUUCAAACCGCCGCUCAGUGGUCUUCACUGCAGAUUUGCUUGUUUUAUAAAACUUUGCUAUGCAAGAAUCGUUUCGGAAAGUAUAUAAUAAGUUACCUCAGGUAACAAUGCUAUGGAAUAUAACAAGAUCUCCCCUGUU
Frankliniella occidentalis (western flower thrips) is the source of this 1222-nucleotide messenger RNA. RefSeq lists its product as uncharacterized. Lineage: Eukaryota; Metazoa; Arthropoda; Insecta; Thysanoptera; Thripidae. The record is from RefSeq and is a predicted model, not a curated record. The coding region runs from base 169 to 942 and encodes 257 amino acids. The transcript is spliced from 2 exons.